Metopolophium dirhodum (rose-grain aphid) is the source of this 2068-nucleotide messenger RNA. Its product is annotated as dynein heavy chain-like protein 2. Bases 206 to 1846 code for a protein of 546 amino acids. Lineage: Eukaryota; Metazoa; Arthropoda; Insecta; Hemiptera; Aphididae. The transcript is spliced from 10 exons. The record is from RefSeq and is a predicted model, not a curated record.
UACCGAAUACUGUAUUACUGUUAUACGAAAUUCUGUUGUAUAAAUUGUGUUCCUAUUCCCCAUUUCUCUAACCGGCUUUGGCGUGUAAGACUAACUCAAAACGAUUAAUAGUCUAUAUUUUAAACUCAAAUCUCAAUAUCUCUUCAGUUUCAAGUCUGUCUUUUUAAUCAAAUAUAAAAUUUACCUAAAAAAAACCGUUUAAAACAUGGACAAAGACUUACAGAAUUUUAAAAAAUGGUUCCGACAACUGGGCCUGGAAAUGGAUGGCAAAAUAAACGACGAGGUGCUGAAAAAGCUGAUGCCGCCUCAGCGACGAGAUAUGUGGAGACACAUUAUUAAACAUGUACGUCCCAAAGAAGAGGUGGAUUUGAUUAAGAAAUCCUUGUUGUUACAUAAACUCCAAAAACGUCAAAAACCGUUGAUGUCGAAAGUGGAAUCUUAUAUUGAUCUUUCUAAUGCAUUAAAAUAUGAAGAAUUGAUUACAAAAUAUAAUAAGAUUCAAAAGGAGAUUAUUGAUGCCAAAAUAAACAACAACAAAUUAAAAAUGGAUUUAAACGAAAAAAUUGAACAUAAAAGAAAUGUUAUUAAAAAUAUUGAAAACAAGCAAGAUACAUCAUAUUUAGCUAAUCAUAAAAUAGAAUAUUAUAAUGAAUUUAUCAAAAUGUAUAAUGAAUUAUCAAAUUUUUGCGAUCAUUUUUCAAGAGAUGCAAAUAAUGAUUUGACCAAGUCUGAUUACGAGGAUUCUUUGAUUAUAUGUUGUACUGAAGUAGAUGAUGCUAAACAAGCAGGUGUAAUGAAUGAUGGUGUAAACAUUGGAAAAAAGUUGUGCAAUGCUAUAUACUCAACUACAUGUGACAAGUCUCCUGCUGUUUUACUCCAAACUGUUGAAGAGAAUCUAAAGUUUAAUAUAAAUAAAAGUAAUGAUACAAUUAUAGAGGCCAAUUAUAAUGAACCUGUAGAACAUAACAAAGACAAUACAAUUGUGUAUGAUGAAGUACUUAAGAAACUUUUUGAAAAGCAAUUAGAGUUAGAAUCCAAUUUGUCCAACUCAAUAACUGAAAAGGAACAUGUUUUUGAAAAUUUAAAAAAGGCAACACAUCUGGUUAAAAAUGAAGUUAUUAGUCAAUACAAACUGAAAAAUAUAUCAUGUACUGAACAUGAACUUCAAGUAUUUAAGAAAAAUGUAAUGGAAACUUUUCAAAUGUGGUUUAAAAACAGUUUAGAAUGUUCAAAUGUAACUGUAUUCCAAGAAAAUGUGAUUUUUAAAGAUGAAUCAUUAAGAAUCUUAGAUGAGAUUGUCGAGAAAACUAACACCUUAAAUGAAGAAAUAAAUCAGAAAAAAAUAAUUGUAGGAGAAAUGUUAAAAGAGUUAAAUGAUAAAAAAAGUGAUUUUGGAUUAAUGGAAACAAAAACAGUUAUGGAUAAUUUAGCUGAAAAUUAUUUAAAUACAAAUAAUGACAGUAAUCUGAUUAACAAAAUGGUAACUUCUAUAAAAACUUCUGUGGUUAAUGAUGUUAACAAUAUGAAUAAAUUAACAAUUAGAUCAACUCCAAGGUUAAAUUAUAUACAUUUACGGACUUUGAAAGAUAUGAAACAGCACUCUGAAAUAAUUGAUAUUAUUUGUGAAAAAGCAAACAAUUUUGAACAGUUCAACAUAGUUAUUUCUACUGAAAAUAGCUUUAACGAAAUUAUACAAAAAGAAAAUAUUCAUAAAUCAGAAUUUGAAAGUAUUAUUUCACAAAUGGAAAAGAAUAUUACGGAGUUAAAGUUAUGCAUAGAAGACAGUAAACUUGUUGCUAACAUAUUGUUAACGAAGAAAAUACUAAAUAGUUCAGCUAUUAAUUAGUUUAUCGAGAAGUUGAUAAGUAAACAGCUCAAGUUCAAUAUUUUUUAAUUUGUGAAAUUACAAUUUUAUUAUGUAAAUUGAUAUGUUAAUAGUAAUUUUUAAUUUUAUAGUUCACUAAGUUUUAAUAUUUAUUGUUUGAAUAUUUUUAUUAUUAAUAAUUUAUUGGUUUACCUGAUUAUUUUUUUAUAUACGUUUAAACUAAUAAAUGCAGGUUAUUGUUUA